UCGGAUUGCUAGAGAAGACAGGAAGUUGACAAGGCAGGAGGCCAGUCCUCCAGAGCAGCCUGCCUUUGCCUCCACAGUUCCAGGCCCUGGGCUGCGAGAGAAGUAGGAUCAGAAGUCCGGAGGUCAGGCCCUCGGAGGAGCGACUGAGGGAGCUGGGUCCAUCUCGCUUGGAGAAGAUAAGGCUGAGAGAAAGGGACAUGACGGUUCUGUUUAAAUAUUGGAGAGAAACCAUUCAGAUACCCAAACUGUGAGAAGUGUUUUGCUCAAAUGCCAUGUCUUACAAGACACCAGAAAGUCCUGCAAACAGUUCACCCCUUGUGUGCCGCAAGAGGCCGCAUGUAGGAGAGAAGCUGUACAAAUGCCAGGAGUGUGAGAGAUGUUUUGCCCGUAAUGCAGACCUUGUGAGACACCAAAGAAUCCACUCAGGGGAUAAACUGUAUAAAUGCCAGGAAUGUGAGGAAUGUUUCGUUCACCAUCAACAACUCGUAAGACACCAGUUAUCCCAUACAGAGGACAAAGCGUACAAAUGCCAGGAGUGUGGGAAAUGUUUUUCUCAGAAUGUAUACCUUGUGACCCACCUGAGAGUCCACACAGGAGAGAAACCGUACAAAUGCCAAGACUGUGGGAGGUGUUUUGCUCAGACGUCAUGCCUUUUGAGACACCAGAGGCUGCACACAGGAGAGAAACCAUACAGCUGCAAUGAAUGUGGGAAAUGCUUUGCUCACAGUUCAUCCCUUGUGUACCACAAGAGACUCCACACCGGAGAGAGACCUUACACAUGCCAGGAGUGUGGGAAAAGCUUUGCUCGGAACGCACACCUUGCGGGGCACAAGAGAAUCCACACGGGAGAGAAACGGUUUAAAUGCCAGGAAUGUGGGGCAUGUUUUGUUCACCAUCAACAACUAGUAAGACACCAGUUAAUCCAUACAGGAGAGAAAACAUACAUCUGCAGUGAAUGUGGAAAAUGUUUUGCUCAGUAUGAAUACCUUGUGACCCACCAGAAAUACCACACAGGAGAGAAACCACACAUCUGCAAUGAAUGUGGAAAGUGUUUUGCUCACGGGUCAUCUCUUGUGUAUCAUAAGAGAGUCCAUACAGGAGAGAAGCCAUACAAAUGCGAGUAGAAUGAAAAAUGUCUUUCUCAGAAUGCACACCUUGUGACCCAUCAGAGACUCCAUGGAGGAGGAGACGCACAGAAAUGGUAAAAGCAUUUGAAAUCAUGUGCCUCGCAGAAGUGAAAAAUCAUGAAAAGAUAUAGUGAGUUUUCUCUUUCAUUGUUAAAUAGUUUUUGGCAGUUUUAAAUUCUAACUAAUAUUUUGUUAGGUUCUCCUUUGUUAUAAUAUUAUUAUUGUGUUGUCGAAAGCUUUUAUGACCGGAAUCACAGGGUUGUUGUGUGUUUUCCAGGCUGUAUAGCCAUGUUCCAGAAGUAUUCUCUCCUGAUGUUUCACCCAUAUCUAUGGUAGGCAUCCUUAGUGGUUGUGAGGUCUGUUGGAAACUAGGGAAAUGGGAUUUAUCUAUCUGUGGAAUGUCCAGUGUGGGAGAAAGAACUCUUGUCUGUUGGAGGCAAGUGUGAAAGUUACAAUUGGCCACCUUGAUUAGCAUUGAAUAGCCUUGCUACUUCAAUAAUAAUAAUAAUAAUAAUAAUAAUAAUAAUAAUAAUAAUAAUACUUUAUUUAUACCCCGCCACCAUCUCCCCAACGGGGACUCGGGGCGGCUAACAUGGGGCCAUGCCCAGAGCAAUACAAUAUAAUAAAAUAUAAAAACAGCAUAUCAUAGCACAAUUAAAAGUAAUACAAUAGAUGUUAAUAGACAUUACAUCAAGAAAUCAAAGAAACAGUAAAACAAGGGCAGGCCGCAUGAACACAAAGAUAAAACCCGGAGUGAGAGGGACAGAGGGGUACUCCACUGUGGACAGGGACACAUGAAAGUGGGGCAGUCUAGAGGAUAGAUGUUGAGGGGGGAGUAACACAGAAAUAUAUAACAGAAAUUACUUACCGAAAGCACAGGGGAAGAGCCAUGUUUUCAAGUCUUUCCUAAAAGCUAACAGAGUGGGAGCUUGCCUGAUUUCAGUAGGUAGUGAAUUCCAUAGUCGGGGGGCCACAGCAGAAAAGGCCCUCUCCCUUGUACUCACAAGGCGGGCCUGGGAUAUAGACAGUGGUGAUAAAAGGGCCUCCUCGGAUGAUCGCGAAGAUCGGGCAGGUUUAUGCCUGGCUGCUUCCUGCCUGGGGGAAUCCUUUGUUGGGAUUUUUAAUACUUGUGUUAGCUGCCCCUGAUUGCUUCAUGUCUGAAAUUCCCCUAAUUUCUGAGUGUUGUUCUUUAUUUACUGUCCUGAUUUUGGAGUUUUUAAAUACUGAUAGCCAGAUUUUGUUCAUUUUCAUGGUUCUGGAAAUUUUCUGCUUCUGGAACAUGGCCAUACAGCCCCAAAAACUAGCAGCAACCCAGUUAUCCAAUGUCUCCCAAUUAAUUUCAUUUCUCAGUGGGAGCUAGAAUUGAAAUGCAAUUGGCCACCUUAAUUAUCAUUGAAUAGCUUAGUUUCCAACAGACCUCACAACCUCUGAAGAUGCCUGCCAUAGAUGUGGGUGAAAUGUCAGGAGAGAAUGCUUCUGGAACAUGGCCAUACAGCCUGGAAAACUCACAGCAACCCAGUGAUUCUGGCCAUGAAAGCCUUCGACAACACAAAGAAUGAUAGUCACAGCGAUAUACAACAAACUUGGUUUAUACAUUACUAAUUUACUAACAGAUGAUCUUGAAUGUUUAGAUUCUUUAAGGAAUAAUUAGAUUCAGAUAAAGACUUAAAAGGAACAAUUUGACAAGAGUAACUGAGAUGGACUUUUACAGAAGAAAGCCGGAAAAGAAAGAACAAUAUGAGAGAAUACAAGAAGACACGGACAUUGGAUUUAAAACUAAUUAAUAAUAUCACUCUUCUGUUUGCUUUAGAGGAUAUAAUGAACUUUUAAUACUUUAAGUAAUAAAAAUAAGUGUAAUUGAUGUAAUAAUAACUAUGUACAUAUUCUCUUGUUUUUCCACCUCCCCCUGAGAAAUAUUAGAUAUCAGUAAAGACUAAACUUACUAACAAUAACCCCAAAACCCCCACUUCUCAUUUUCCUUUCUUACCUGCGUUUUAUACGUUUCCUCCUUGUAUGUGUGUUGAAAAAAAUGGAAAUGUCUAAUAAAUACAUAUAUAUCUA
Anolis carolinensis (green anole) is the source of this 3188-nucleotide messenger RNA. Its product is annotated as gastrula zinc finger protein XlCGF17.1. Gene Ontology annotation, cellular component: nucleus. The transcript is spliced from 2 exons. Lineage: Eukaryota; Metazoa; Chordata; Lepidosauria; Squamata; Anolidae. The coding region runs from base 273 to 1124 and encodes 283 amino acids. Gene Ontology annotation, biological process: regulation of transcription by RNA polymerase II. Gene Ontology annotation, molecular function: RNA polymerase II cis-regulatory region sequence-specific DNA binding; DNA-binding transcription factor activity, RNA polymerase II-specific. The record is from RefSeq and is a predicted model, not a curated record.